Messenger RNA from Bactrocera tryoni, 956 nucleotides. RefSeq lists its product as uncharacterized. The record is from RefSeq and is a predicted model, not a curated record. Bases 469 to 918 code for a protein of 149 amino acids. The transcript is spliced from 5 exons. NCBI's taxonomy places the organism in Eukaryota, Metazoa, Arthropoda, Insecta, Diptera, Tephritidae.
AAAAAUUUUCUCAACCAUUCAUUCAUAUUUCGGCUAAGCAAGAACAUUAAAAAUUUAAAAGUUUACAUUAAAAAAAUCCUCUUCCAUUUGAAGAACGCCCAACCCAGGAUGUGCGAUCGCUGCUACAACAAUAAAAAUGGCUCGUCUACUUCCGCUUGCCAGAAUGGCUAUUGUAAUACAUGUUGUCCUAAUGGUUAUUGCAGCCGUACAUGCACACCACAAGGUCCAAAACCAGAUCCAACGGCCUGGACUGGCCCUAACCAGUCGUUUAGCCGUGAAUCGCAGUCAAAUUGGGUACAACACCAACGUUGGGCGUGACUAACAUCCCGGCUGAGGCAAUCGCAAAAAUUAUACGAGAUCGAAAAGCAGAAGCCAACGAAACUAUUAGUCUUGCAGUCGGAAUGUAGUCUCCCGCAAAUUUCAGCGAAGAUCAUAAUUGCGCCAGAAAGUGAUCCACCACCGCGGGUGAUGCUUAUGCCAAACGAUUCGAAGGAGUCCUUGGUCUUCAGACAGGAUUCCAGCGAGGAUUUGAAGAAACCUACAAAGCUUAUGAUCAUACCAUCUAGAGUUUUGGAGACGAGUAAAACCCUUAAGCAUCUAGAUGAGGGUACAAAACUGGCGCUGGACUUUACACGAUCUAUAGCGUGCAGAUUUCCAACGCUCAUGAACAAGUGGAAAGUCCAUUUCUUAUUAUCUAGCGAGCUAGCCGAUGCUGUGCGUAUGGAUCCUGGCAAAUUUCAUCGGCCACAUUACACUUCCGCUGUUAGUCACGAAAGUCGGUACAGCGCGAAAAAGAAGUCUCCAUCACAUUCGCAAAGAAAUUCAAUGCUGAUGCCGAACAGUCUGCCCUGCAGCCAGCUUCGAAAGGGUCUACAAAAAAUUGUUAAUGACUUUAAGAUAGUUCACAAGAAUGCUUGAAAAAAUAAAACUCACACCUCAGCCAUAGAGGAAGAAAA